AUGGCUUGGGUCGUGCGCCAAUUGCAGUACGACAGAUCUGCCCGUACAAGAAGAUCAAAGACUCUAGUAAUUUUUUUUGAUGUCUCUGUCAUCCGUGCUUGCAAACAGCUUCAGCAUGAAGCCGAGGAAGUCCUCUACGGUACAUCCUCUUGGCAAUUAAUGUACGCUGACUGGGGGGACAUGGGCAGCAAGAACCACUAG
Molecule: messenger RNA, 201 nt
Organism: Letharia columbiana
Lineage: Eukaryota; Fungi; Ascomycota; Lecanoromycetes; Lecanorales; Parmeliaceae
Exons: 2
Coding region: 1-201 (66 amino acids)
Source: RefSeq, a predicted model, not a curated record